Molecule: messenger RNA, 2526 nt
Organism: Triticum turgidum subsp. durum (durum wheat)
Lineage: Eukaryota; Viridiplantae; Streptophyta; Magnoliopsida; Poales; Poaceae
Source: the annotation of a GenBank genome assembly
AUGGAUUCGCUGGCUCUCGCCUGCUGCACCGCGUCCCUAAUCAUUCUAUUCCUGCCUUUUAAUGCUUCCGUCGACCGGCUUGUCCCUGGCAAGCCGCUGUCUCCUGGCAACACCAUCGUCUCCGACGGCGGCGUAUUCGCCUUGGGCUUCUUCAACCCCUCCAACUCCACACCAACCAAGUUGUACCUUGGCAUAUGGUACAAUGAUAUCCCCGAGCUCACAGUUGUGUGGGUUGCCAACCGUGAAACCCCAAUCACCAACAACACCUCCUCUGCGCCGAUGCUAUCCCUCACCAACACCUCCAAUCUCGUUCUCUCCUACGGUAAUAGCAGCGGCCGUGUCCUUUGGACAACAACCAACGUGACCACUGCCCUGGGCACGUCUACCCAGACGGCGGUGCUUCUGAACACUGGAAACCUCGUCAUCCGGUCGUCAAAUGGCACCAUGUUGUGGCAAAGCUUCGACCACCGCACCGACACACUCCUUCCUGGGAUGAAGCUCCGGAUCAAAUAUAGGACGCGCCACACUGCCGAGCGUCUAGUAUCCUGGAAGGGCCCUAGCGAUCCCUCGCCAGGGCGCUUCUCCUACGGCAGCGACCCAGACACACCUCUCCAAACAUUCAUGUGGGAUGGACAGAGCUUGGUGUUCCGCGACACCCCAUGGACAGGGUACCAAGUGAAGAGCGCAAUCCAACGACAUGAAGCAGGGACUAACAUCAGUGAUCUUAUCAUGUACCUAGCCUUUGUGGAAAAUGGCGAUGAGAUUUAUGCCACAUAUAGCCUCUCGGACGGCGCUCCACUCACAAGGUCAGUGAUUACCUACUCUGGCGAGUACCAGCUCCAGAGCUGGAGCAGCAGGUCAUCAAUGUGGGAUGUCCUUUGGAAGUGGCCAUCUGCUGAAUGUAACCGCUAUGGUUACUGCGGUCCAUAUGGCUAUUGCGAUGAGACAUCGGCGCCAAUCCCAUCCUGUAAGUGCCUAGAUGGCUUCGAGCCAAGAAACAUGGAGGAGUGGACUAGUGGCAGGUUCUUGGCGGGGUGUCAGAGGAAGGAGCAGCUGCAUAGUUGCGGUGAUAGCUUCUUGGCCUUGCCAGGGAUGAAGUCGCCUGACAAAAUUGAGCUCGUUGAACGGGGCAGAAGUACGUUUGAGGAGUGCGCCGCGGAGUGCAACCGCAACUGCUCUUGUAAGGGUUACGUGUAUCGUAAUGUGAGCAGUGAUGGAGAUGUGAUGAUGUGCUUGGUGUGGUCUGGGGAAUUGAUUGACACCGGGAAGGUAGGGGUAGAGCUUGGCGGCGAGACACUCUAUCUCCGACUUGCAGGCUUGGAUGCAGGAGGAGGUAAAAGGAGAAAGAUUAAUGCAGGCAAGAUUGUGCUACCAAUUUUAGGCGGUGGUGCUCUAGUACUUAUAUGCAUCUCUCUUGCAUGGUUAAAAUGCAAAGGCAAGAGCAGAAAAUGGAGAAAGCACAAGAAUAUAAGAUUAGAUGGUAUGCAUACCUCCGCUGAGCUUGGAGAAGAAAACCCUCCUCGUGAUCAGGAAUUUACAUUUAUAAGAUUAGAAGAAAUUUCCCUCGCAACCCACAAUUUCUCUGAAGCAUACAUGAUUGGACAAGGAGGCUUUGGAAAAGUUUACAAGGGACUGUUAGGUGGAAAAGAAGUUGCAAUCAAAAGGCUAAGUAGAGAUUCUCAACAGGGAACAAAAGAAUUCAGGAAUGAAGUAAUUCUAAUUGCAAAAUUGCAACAUAGAAACUUGGUUCGACUUCUUGGAUGUUGUGGUGACGGAGAUGAAAAGCUCUUGAUAUAUGAGUAUCUCCCUAACAAGAGCUUAGAUGCUAUCCUUUUUGACGACUCAAGAAAGCUCUCGUUGAAUUGGGUGACACGAUUUAGUAUAAUCAAAGGGGUUGCAAGGGGGCUUCUAUAUCUUCACGAAGACUCAAGGUUCACCAUAAUACAUAGGGACCUCAAACCUGGAAAUAUUUUGCUGGAUGCAGAUAUGAAACCCAAGAUAGCAGAUUUUGGUAUGGCGAGGAUCUUUGGUGAUCACCAGCAAAAUGCAAAUACGCAACGCGUAGUUGGAACAUAUGGUUACAUGGCUCCUGAGUAUGCAAUGGAAGGCAUCUUCUCUACCAAGUCUGACGUCUAUAGCUUUGGAGUGUUGCUACUAGAGGUUGUAACUGGUAUAAGGAUGAAUUCUAAUAGUGAAACCAUGGGUUUCCCUAGCCUCACAGUCUAUGCAUGGAAUAUGUGGAAGGAAGAGAAGACUGAGGAACUACCAGACUCAUCUAUCAUAGAGAUUUCGACAGAAGAAGUUCUGCUUUGUGUCAAGAUAGGACUCUUGUGUAUCCAGGAGAACCCAGAUGAUAGACCGCUCAUGUCAUCUGUUGUGUUCGUCCUAGAGAAUGGAAGCACCACACUUGCAGCGCCUAGCCGCCCAGCCUACUUUGCACGACGAGGUGCUGAAAUCGAUCAAAUCAGAAAUAAUAUCGAGACUUCCGUCAACAGUUUUAGUCUUUCUCAGAUAGAGGGGCGAUGA